AUGGAAGACGACGAGAAGUGGAGAAGCGAGCUCGAUAUCUCUGGGCUUAGUCUGCUUGAUGAGGAUGAUAGCCUCCUCUUCUCUUCGUUUCCCGAUCCCACUAGCUACGAAUUUUCCGACGCUGAUAACGAUGAGAGAGGUCUUAAUUUAUUUGGGGAUACACAUAAUUGUGACGAAGAGAAACUGGUCUCUCCCACUUUAGAAGGAAAGGAAGAAGAAGUGCUUCAGCCUCAUGAAUCGCCAGAACCUCACAAGAUGAUGAUGAAGUAUAACCUGCGCAAGAGUCUUGCCUGGGAUAGAGCCUUUUUCACCAAUGCAGGCGUUCUGGACCAAGAUGAACUGUCGAAUAUGAUGGAAAGCAAUCAUAUGGGUGAAAAGAAAACUUUACCAUCCAUUCAAGAGGAUGUGAACAGAUCAACAGAGUCCAUAUCUACAUUGAAAAGUGACUGCACUGUGGAGACCAGUCAGGAAUUUGUUAUAUUCGAAGAUGUAAGAGCAUCAGCAUCAAUCCAAAGGUCUGCUAUAUCAUCUGAUGCCGCAACACCUGAUAAGAGUAAGGAAUUGGGACCAACAGAGUCACCAACUAGCCCAACUCCAAGUACGCUAGACGAUACUGGUUCUCAGGAUAAGAUGAAACCCAAUGCAACUCGUAAAAGGCCAAGUAUUAGGGCACAAGGAUUAGGGAGCGUGACAAAGCAGCCUGUUGCUGCAAAAGAACAUAAGACACCCAUUUCCAGGCCAUCUACAGGACUCGGCAAAAGUGUAAGAACUUUGGUAGAUGUUAACAAAACCAAACGUGAACAGAAUCCAAAAUUAACUGGGGGUAAAGAGCCUUUGGCUCCCAGAGUUCCUCUUUCAAGAAGGAUUGUAUCCAAACCUGUAGUGCCUUCCAAAUCUUCUCUACGUUCUUCAGUUGGCUCCAAGAAUGAUUUGACAUCUUCUUGCUCUUCACUUGAGAGCUGCGUCAGUGUUUUGUCAAGCGCUUCUAACAAGCCUUCUCUAGAUUCCUUAAAGGCGAAGAAAGCUCCGGGUUUAAGAACCGCCCAUUCUUUGCCAAAUGGAUCCACAUCCAGAGCUACAUCGAAAAAUAUAAGCCAGCCUAGAGCUCCACUCCUCUCAGCCAAUAGGACAUACAAGUCCAAUGCAUCGUCUCUUUUUUCUUCCGUUGACUGGUCAUCAUCACCGCGACCUUUUACACCUAAUACAUUGGCUAGAAGUAACAAAAGAACUGUUCCUGGUGUAAAGGGUCCUGCAGUCGAUUAUAAAACACAGACUUUGAAGCCUCUCAACAAUUCUAAAGAUGCAUCUGUUGUCCAAGAUGAGCUUAAGCGUGAUUCAGUUGUCAAUGGUGGAGCAGUGCGUUCAACUUCCAUGACGAAGCCAACAGGACUCCGUGUGCCAUCACCAAAAGUCGGCUACUUUGACGGAGCGAGGACUGGCGUUGCAAGAACACCUACUAGUCUAGCAACUGGCUUGGCGAAACAUGGAACUCGUAGCCCAAAUGGUGUUACUAGGACCAAAAGGUCACCUCUCAUACAAGAAUCCACAAAUUCUAAAGCAAAGGCCACACCUGUUUCAAGGCUGAUGAUUGUCUCGGCUUCUGCGUCUUCUCCAAAGCUUACUAACAAAAUGUACUCAAAAGUCAGUGCAGAGGAACAACUCAACGGCCAUGCGGAGGAACAUCAUUUGGCACAGUGA
This is a messenger RNA of Microthlaspi erraticum, 1698 nucleotides long. The record is from the annotation of a GenBank genome assembly. Lineage: Eukaryota; Viridiplantae; Streptophyta; Magnoliopsida; Brassicales; Brassicaceae.